This is a messenger RNA of Labeo rohita (rohu), 1538 nucleotides long. Its product is annotated as SRSF protein kinase 3. The coding region runs from base 61 to 1332 and encodes 423 amino acids. The record is from RefSeq and is a predicted model, not a curated record. Lineage: Eukaryota; Metazoa; Chordata; Actinopteri; Cypriniformes; Cyprinidae. Gene Ontology annotation, biological process: spliceosomal complex assembly; regulation of mRNA processing; protein phosphorylation. The transcript is spliced from 12 exons. Gene Ontology annotation, molecular function: ATP binding; protein kinase activity.
GUGUGGAAAGUGAGAGGGUUGUGGUGGGUUUAGAGGAAAUCCCCCCAUCAUAAAGUCAGGAUGAGCAUCUAUAAGCAGCUCCAGACCUCUGAUGAAAUCAUGCAAACAAACACAAAGGACAUGAUCUGCGCCAAAUCGUCUGAUGUAGUUAUGGACUCUAAGAUGAAAACACUAAGGAAUUAUGAACAUCUUGAACCAGUUUACACAGAGGAACAAGAAGAUCCAAGAGAUUACUGCUACGGUGGGUAUCACCCAGUCCAUGUGGGAGAUGUGUUUAAUAAGAGAUACAAGGUUCUGUCAAAGUUGGGAUGGGGUUAUUUCUCUACUGUAUGGCUCUGCAUUGACCUCAGGUCAGGCAGGCAUGUGGCAGUGAAGGUGUUGAAGAGCGGAGCUGGAUUCACUCAGGCUGGCCAAGAUGAACUGACAUUACUGCAAUGUGCCAGCGGUCCAACUGCCCGUAACCCUCUUAAAGGACGUAUAGUGCAGUUACUGGAUGAGUUUAAGAUAGCUGGUGUGAACGGCAUUCAUAUUUGUCUGGUGCUGGAGCUGCUGGGACCAGACUUACGCUGCUGGCAAGUGUGUUUUGGUAAUCCAGGUCUUUCUCUCACCUUUGUCAAACGUGUCAUCACUCAGGUGCUUGAAGGUCUGGAGUAUCUUCACGGCCACUGCAAGAUCAUUCACACAGACAUCAAGCCUGAGAACAUCCUGCUGUGUCUCACACCGCAGUCCUCAUCUCAUCCUCCAGGGGGUGCGAUGCAAACGUACUCUUCAGCCAUUAAAACUAAGUUACUCCAGGAGCAUAAAGCAGCUGGAAAACCUGGAAACUUGGAUAACAUCACGGUGAAGAUUGCAGACCUUGGCAGCUCAUGUUGGGUGUACAAACACUUUUGUCAGGAGAUCCAGACCAGACAGUAUCGCUCUCUGGAGGUUCUUCUAGGCUCUGAAUAUGGUCCUCCAGCUGACAUCUGGAGUGUGGCCUGCUUGGCAUUUGAGCUUGUUACUGGUGAUUCCUUAUUUGAACCCAAAGCAGGGCCGAAUUUCUCCUUAGAGGAAGACCACUUGGCUCAUAUUAUUGAGCUCCUGGGUAAGAUCCCAGUGUCAGUGGCUCUGUCUGGAAAAUAUUCCUACGAGUAUUUCAACCGCAAGGGUGACCUGCAGCGAAUAGCCGUCCUCCGUCCAUGGGGGAUUUAUGAAGUGCUGGUGGAGAAAUAUCACUUUCUCCUCAGAGAGGCGUCACUUUUCUCUGAUUUCCUGUUACAGAUGUUGGACUUCCUGCCAGAGCGGAGGGCAACAGCAGCUCAGUGUCUCAAACAUCCCUGGUUAAAGCUGUAACCCCCUCUGGCUGUUUUACUUGAAUAGGUUUCUGUUUAUGUCUGUUCUAUGUGUGUCGAACGAAAAGGCCAUGCUUCCAGUGUUUUUUCAAAUAGGACUUUGUGAAAGUCUAAAUAAGUGAAAUCUUCAUUUACUCACUCUCAUGUCAUCAUGUUCCAAAUCUGUAUGACUUUCUUUCCUCUGUUGGAAACCCAAAAGCUAUUUUG